Acanthamoeba castellanii str. Neff is the source of this 981-nucleotide messenger RNA. RefSeq lists its product as uncharacterized. Gene Ontology annotation, molecular function: nucleic acid binding. The record is from RefSeq and is a predicted model, not a curated record. The annotation marks the transcript as partial. The transcript is spliced from 3 exons. Lineage: Eukaryota; Discosea; Longamoebia; Acanthamoebidae.
UGCCUCGGCUCCACAUCUACACGCCACGGCAGCUGCAUCUCCAUCAAGCACACCAGCGACGUCGCUGCGCGUGCCUUUGGUGAGAGUCCUGAUGUUGCGCGCUACUGGCGGCACAAGAUUCAAGAUCCCACAUUCCAUGCGCAGCCAUGGGGCGGGUUCAUCUAUCGGGGCUUAAAAUUCGGCGACAACGAUGCCACCAUUCAAGCUGUCCUAUGGCAGCUAGUAAAGGAGCACCCCACACACACGCUUGGAGACUUCGUCAACGAAUUUCGAGCCCUCGGUGUGCCGGUCAAGCGCAAUUUCAUCCAGCGCAUUUUUUCAAAUUGGCGAUGGUCGUGGAAGAAGCCGGCGGUCCAUCAAGUCCUCAAGUACACCCCCGCGAAUAUCCUCUAUUACCGUGAGUGGGUCUCACUCAUCCCCCAGCUGCCCCUGGCCAAGCUCAAGUUCUGCGACGAGUCGCACUUCGUCGCGCGCCAGCUUCACCGCACCCAAGUCAUCGGCCCCGUCGGUGAGCAACGCGUCCUGCGCGACGGUGGCAACCUCUCUGACUCAUUUUCCCUUACCCUCCUGACCGACCUCGCAACGCCAGACAACCCCUUCUACAUCGACAUCCGUUCGGAUUCCAACUCAGAGGAGGACUUUUUCAACUUCGUCGUGGCUGCCGUUGCUGCCGGCCGCCUUGCGAAUGGCGACUUUUUCAUCGUCGAUAAUGCCAGUAUCCACUUCGGCCGGGCCACUCGACCUCGGCUUCGGCUUCUCUUCGCGCGCCACGGCAUUUCGUAUCUGUUCCUCCCGACCUACUCGCCUGAGCUUAACCCCUGCGAGCUCGUGUUUGCGUUCGUGAAAAACUACAUCCGCGCACACAGGACGCCUGAGUUCCAGCUUCCGCAGCUUCUCCUUCAAGCCUUGACGCGGCUCGCCUACCGUCAGCUUGUCAACAUGUAUGUCCAUUGUGUGAACAUACUGGAGCGUCACAAAUAA